AUGGGAUUUUUGAGUGGAGUGCUUGGUGCGGUGAAAGAUGAUACAAAUGUCGCAUCGUAUUACUAUAUCACAAAAGAUAAACUCAAUAACUUUAAUAAAUUUUUAUAUACUGGGCAUAGCAAUUUUUCACACUUUAUAUCGUAUGUUAGCUGCGUGCUCAGUGAUUAUGAUAUAGCUCUUAAGAGGAAAACAGAUGAGGUAAGGAUAUCCCUAGAAUCUCUGAAAGAACAAAUUGAAUUAGGUAAAAAAUCGAUCGAGCAGGAUCGUUUCAGGGAUAUUUCUAAGCAAGUCAGCGAGUGGACCAGGCGAGCCGAUAAGUACAUUUCCAAGGCAACUGAUGCCGACAAUGCAUUGAGAAAAAUUGAUCUCCAACUUUCAUGUAAGUUAAAUGUGUAUGUUAAAUCUGUUGUGCAGGCAACGGAGGGUUUCAAGAGGUGUGCGGAAAACAAUGAUCUAAAUGUGCUAAAUGAGCUGGCUGAGAAUCACAUGGCGAAGGUUACGGCGUUUAUCAGUAGCCAGAGUAAGAGGUUGAUGAUGCAGUUUUACGCGUAUCUAGAAAACUGCAUUGGCGCCUUGUAUAUGAGCCUUGAAAGUUUGAAAAAUUGCGAUUUUAACGACCUGGAUACUUCGGUUUAUCCCGACCUUUGCAGUGCAUUCGAUUUAGUCAAAAUCGGAAUGGAUGAUCUUCUCAUUAAAUAUGACAAGGAGAUAGUGAGCGGAGUUAAGAGUAUUGCGGAGGAUGUAUUGGCGCUAAAGAGCACGGUGACGGAUGAAAAGAAAAAGCUUGCAUUGCAGGUGAGUAGUUUGCAGGCGCAGAUUACGUCGCUUAAGGAUUUACGAACGCUCGUAGUUCCUCCGAGUACUACUUUUGAUGAGUAUCAAUCAGAUGCGGAGGAUAAUAAAUGGAAUUUGCACAAACAAAUUCAAAGUGUCACACUUCAAAUUGUGAACAGUGUCAAGGGGUGCUUUGCCACGUUGCCUAGUGAUAUUAGUGCUGCACUAAAAAAAUACACAAAUAGAAUAGCAGACGCAGAUGAUAAUUCAUCGGAUGAUGAAGAUGGGUAUCUUGACAAGAUUGAAAGCGGUGUAGUAACGUAUGUUGGAACGUUCGAGAAUUUUGAUAGUAAGGUUCAAGAGUGGGUGACCGAUAUCUUGAAGAAAGAUAAGAUUGUGAACGAUAGAUAUCUCAAACGGUAUGUAAGUACUAACAUCAGGGAGAGUUACUUUAAAAUUAGAGAUAGCACACAUAUGCAUGGUAUACUUACAACGGCAGUAAGGACUGCGCUUACGCGAUAUAUUACGGCAGCAGGUGAAAAGGUACGAUUAAUGACAGCGGAGUCCCGCCCUAAUGAGACCAUUGCAUUUCAUUUAAGAGCUUUAAAAGAAGGCAUAGAGCAUUUUGUCGGCCAGCUAGGAAUGGUUUUAGAUGAUAGAGUUGGAGCAAUAGUAGACGACGUUGAGGAUCAACUGGGGGUCGAAGACGGCAAGUCGUCUCCCGGUAAAUCGCAUCUCACAUACGCAAUCCGCAUUCUCCUACACCAAUUACAUAGUGUGGCAAGGCAAGCUGGCAAUGAUGCCGCAGCGCUACUAAACGAAACGUUUGUCAAUAUGGCCAAUGUGGAUAAAUCCAUAGUCGACGUUAAAGCUCUUAGCAGUACCAUCGAAGCAGAACUUACCCCCGACGACUCAAGCCAUGACUACAGCAAACUUGGCAACCAAAUGCGGAACAAACUGAUCAAUGCCGCCACUGAUGAUAAUGAGGUCAAAAAUAAAAUGAAGGAUCUACUCAGAGAGGCGUGUAUUAGAGGUAUCGAUGAACUGCAGGCACAGAUUACGAAAAUCGUGGCUGGUAAAUUCACUGAUGGUAGAACUUCACUUGAGGGCAUUAAAUCGGAACUUGUUAAACUUCAAACCAAAGAGGAAGUAGAUAUAACCACUACACAUGCAGACGGCGGCGACUCAUUGCUUGAAAAGCAAGCUCAUGGACUUCACGUAACAGUUCUUAACUUUUUGAGAGACAAGAUAGGCGAAAGUGCAACCCCCGCGCAAAGCAGCGUGCACAACGAUAUGAAACGGCUCCUAAGAAAUGUUGAUAUUUUAAAGCAGAAUGUAGCAAACGUCAAAAAAAGGGUAUGUGCCGUUGGUGAAAAAUUGGAAAAGUGCAUAAUACAGGCAGAAGAGCUCAUUACCGAGACUACCAAAGAAGCUACGCGAUCUUUUGACAGAUUGCGUGAUGCAGUCAACAUAAUUGUUGAGCGUGCGUUUAAUGACAUUCAAAAGGAAGCUAGAAUCCGCUACACAGAGACGAAGAGAAAGGAAGUGGACGCUCUAAUGAACAUCGUCACCGAUCAGCUGACAAGCAUCACCAAGACCAUUAGCGAUGAUUUGGCCACCGGAGUCAAGGGGUUCAUCAAAACAUUAAAGGAUGGAACGACGAAAAAUUUGAGUAGUAUGCAGGGUAAAAAUAUUGGCCGCCUCAAAAAGUUUGGAGACCUGUCUUCGCAACAAGAAUACGACCGUCGACAGUUUACUGAUCUCGCCGAGGCCUUCCACGACUUCUGCCAGCCCCUCCACACUUACCUCCUCGGAGAGAUCACACGAGCCAACCUAAACAAUUCCGGCACCACCCCCAAUUACUCCGCCCGUCUAAAAAGUAUUUUCACCGCCUUUUCCACCCUCCUCCCCCAUCUCAGAGAGGCAAACAAGUACGACCACCGGGUCCCCUCCAUGCUGUCCAACCUCCGCGACGCUCUCACAGUCCUCAAGCCUGACGGCUUUUCCACGCCGAACAGUUCCACACUGGACUGCAUCACGAGCGGGCUCACGAAAUUCGCGGAUGAGCUGGACAAGGCGUACAUAUCGGUGUAUGAUGGGCAGGGGUUUGAGGGUAAGGUUGUAGAGGAGACGGGUACCGUAGAGGUUUACACCACCGGAGUGUAUCCGGUAUAUCUAUCGACCGAGUACGGAAAGAAGUGCGCCAAGGUGUUUUGCACGGCGCUCGAAAUACUGUUCCACGAUCUAUCUGAGUUGAGGGAGGAAUGCAAACGCGAUUGGAAGGAUCUGAACAUUUGUAUGCACCCCGGUGAGGACAUUGAAAAUGGCCUAGCCUCAUACCUGAAAAACUGUGGUUACGGAGUGCCAAGCAAGCAAGGCGUGCAGGACGGGGAGUUGAGGUACGGAGAAAGUUGGACUGGUGAGAGUAUACGUGCAACUCUGCUCAUCAAGCAACAUGACGCUACUCUAACGCGUACAGCAUUUAGACUUGUCUACGA
This is a messenger RNA of Babesia bigemina, 3272 nucleotides long. RefSeq lists its product as hypothetical. The annotation marks the transcript as partial. The record is from RefSeq and is a predicted model, not a curated record. NCBI's taxonomy places the organism in Eukaryota, Apicomplexa, Aconoidasida, Piroplasmida, Babesiidae. The transcript has a single exon.